Molecule: messenger RNA, 798 nt
Organism: Hansenula ciferrii
Lineage: Eukaryota; Fungi; Ascomycota; Saccharomycetes; Phaffomycetales; Wickerhamomycetaceae
Product: Peptidyl-prolyl cis-trans isomerase B1
Exons: 1
Coding region: 1-798 (265 amino acids)
Biological process (GO): protein peptidyl-prolyl isomerization
Molecular function (GO): peptidyl-prolyl cis-trans isomerase activity
Source: RefSeq, a predicted model, not a curated record
AUGGACGAGGAUAGAAGGGUGUUUUUCGCUGUGAAAAUUGGUCAAGAAACCAUUCAUUUAAUCAUCAAAUUAUCAAUUCAAAGUAGAGCUCAUCAAACCAUAAAGAAUUUUUAUGAAUUGAUUAAAUCAAAUAGUUACAAAAAUACAGAGUUUCAUAGAAUCAUUUCACCAGAGUUUAUUAUCCAAGGUGGUGGUAUUACUGGGUUUCAAGGGGAACUGCUAAGGUCUGAAGAUGUCCAUGAAGAUACUACAAAGUUAGAUAGGAAGGGAUUAAUUGUUGUUGCUAGUGAUGUAUAUCAAGAUAAAUCAAGUGAAUUUUUCAUAACUUUAAAAGAUUUGAGUGAAUUCAAUUCAUUACAAGGAAGAUUUAUUGUACUGGGCGAAUUAGAAAACAAAAGUUUGGAUAAAUUAAUUGAGUUGACCAAGGAUUUACAAGUUGAUGAUCGGGAUAAACCUUUAGAAAGAGUUAGUAUAAUAAAGACUGGUGAAUUACAGAAAAAGAAGAAACAACCAAGCACAGAACAAGAGGAAGUAAAGGAGAAGUGUAAAAGAAAAAGACAUAGCUCAAGAGACUAUGAUGAUCGUUCACACAGAUAUCAUGAGUCAACUCAUCAUCAUAGAAGUGAAAAGCAUAGAGAUGAAAAAGAUGAAUCAAGACAUCAUUCAAGACAUCAUUCAACAAAUCAUUCACACAGGUCAAGAUACGACAAAGACUACUCAGAUAGAGAUAAUAAAAGAUUAAAGAAAUCAAAUACCAGAUCUCAAGAUGAAGUCAGAAAAGGUCGAGGAUUUAAAUAA